This is a messenger RNA of Fusarium oxysporum Fo47, 1827 nucleotides long. RefSeq names its product voltage-dependent anion channel-domain-containing protein. Gene Ontology annotation, molecular function: malate transmembrane transporter activity. The coding region runs from base 90 to 1571 and encodes 493 amino acids. The record is from RefSeq and is a predicted model, not a curated record. Gene Ontology annotation, cellular component: membrane. Gene Ontology annotation, biological process: malate transmembrane transport. The transcript has 9 exons. NCBI's taxonomy places the organism in Eukaryota, Fungi, Ascomycota, Sordariomycetes, Hypocreales, Nectriaceae.
CAUAUGGAACCUAGUGCCCUCGUGGCUCUCUAUUGCGUCUCCAAGCUACUCGCCCGUCGCGCCGACGACAUUGACGGCCCUCCUCCAGAAUGGCCCCCGCCAGUGAUCCAAUGGUAGCCGGAGCCGAGCUGCAGCCUCCGUCUCCGUCUCCGGUCCCGCCAUCGGGGUCGACUUCGGCCCUGGCUACGGGCUAUGAGUCUCCGUCUGAAGAGAACCCACCCUUCUUCUCGGUUGUGGCCUCGGCUCCAGCUGCUCCAGGGACGGCGCAUUCAAGACAUCAUGUCAUGCCGCGGCCGGCCCUAUCUCAACGGCCAUCAUAUAUCACUGCUAUAGCUCCUGAGCAUACUAAUGGUCAUGCCCGUCCAGGUCGAUUGCUCAACAAUGAGUCUACUCUCACAUCAAACAGCUUGAACCAUGUCAUCGCAACAGCCGAGAAGGGCCCCGGAAACCAAAAGGUUAGCAUUCGAGAUCGCAUCGCCUGCUAUCAAUGGACAUAUUUCACUAUGACCAUGUCGACUGGAGGCGUUGCAAAUAUUAUUUACUCAUUGAAGUGGGAAGCACCUUGGCUGCGUGGCAUUGGCCUCUUCUUCUUUUUUCUCAACAUUGUCCUUUUUGCAAUGAAUUGUAUUCUUAUAUGUACAAGAUUCCAUCUGAGGCCUGGGAGUUUCGUAAACUCCUUUACGGACCAAGUUGAAUCGCUCUUCAUAUCAGCUUCAUUGGUCUCUAUUGCUGUAAUAUUAAUCAACACCUGCCAAUAUGGUAUUCCGUACACCGGCGUGUGGCUAGUCCACACUAUGGAGUGUGUCUUCUGGGUUUACGCUGCCCUGAGCGUCUCUCUCAGCGCAUUUCUAUAUCUUAUAUUAUGGUCCACUCUAAUCUUCCCCGUCCAUACCAUGACGCCAACCUGGGUCUUCCCAGCGUACCCUCUGUUACUCAAUGCCCCCUUUGCAGCAAACCUCAUCGCGGCUGCAGAUUCAGCUGGUCACAAACUAUCAACCAACACUGUUGCAAUGGCACUCGGGGCCACUGCUAUUCAAGGAACCGGUUGUCUGAUCGCUUUCAUGAUUUCGUCGGCCUUCAUAUACCGCCUCAUGACGCAGAAGCUUCCGCGGGAUAUGCAGAGACCCGGUAUCUUCAUGUCUAUCGGUCCCUAUGGCUUUACCGCUGCUGGCAUAGCUCAACUCGGCAGCCAAGCAGACUUGGUAAUACCUCCAAACUUUCUUGACAACCCUCAGUUUGCUGCUAUCAUUAAAGUCAUCAGCAUUCUCGUCAGCCUCUGGCUCUGGGGCCUUGCCAUGUGGUUCUUCAUUGUUUGUGUCGGCGCAUUAUGGAAAUACUCUCUUUCAGGCCAUCAUUUGCCGUUCCAAAUGACGUGGUGGUCUUUCGUUUUCCCCAAUACGGCUCUUGUUACUGCUACCAGUGUCAUGGGUAAAAUAUUUGAUAGCGAUGGCCUGCAUAUAUUUGCCUCUGUCAUGACCGCGGCAAUCAUCAUCGUCUGGGCUCUCAUCUUUAUCCGAAUGUGUUGGAGUCUGAAAUCGAGAAAACUUCUGUGGCCCAAGGAUGGAAAAUAGAGCGUAUCAGAUUGAUUGCAGCAUGGCACUGUUUUUAUGCCAUUUCCUUUCGUCUCAUCAUAACAGUCUUAUUGAUCAAGAUUUCAGCAGGUCUAGCAUAUCCGAGGUAUCCAGGUCAGCAUAAACCGGCGUCAGGUAUCUUUAGCAUAAGGGCAGUCGUCUCAACUAUUUAUUUAACUUUCGGAUCUCGCUACUGCAAUUCGUCUUAAAGGAAACUCCUUGAUACAAACAUCCAGUGGCAUGACCAAGUCAACGC